Molecule: messenger RNA, 5117 nt
Organism: Cololabis saira (Pacific saury)
Lineage: Eukaryota; Metazoa; Chordata; Actinopteri; Beloniformes; Belonidae
Product: collagen alpha-1(I) chain-like
Exons: 47
Coding region: 1-5001 (1666 amino acids)
Source: RefSeq, a predicted model, not a curated record
AUGAAUCCAGGUGGUUCUGGUCUGAGCACCAGUGGGUCCUCGGGAUCCGGGUUCACCAGCGGUUCCAGGUUCAGGAAGAUCUUCGGAGGAACCAGCAACCUCACCGCGGCAGGAGGCUCCUCGGGGGCCGCUAGCAUCGCUAGCAUGUCCUACAGCUUCCUGAGCGCCAGCCGGGAGGCCCGGAGGGACGCGGGUCUGGGGGGUCAGGGGCGUCAGGGGGGUCCGGGGGGUUCAGGGGGUUUGGGGGGUCAGGGGGGUCCUGGAGGUCUGGGGGGUCAGGGGGGUCAGGAGGGUUCAGGGGGUCUAGGAGCCGUGACGGUUUCCACGGUAACCAGGACCGGCUACUCCUCAGGAAGAGCCGGGGGGGAGAAGAGGGGGUCGUCUCUGUCGUCCUCCGUCCCGUCUUCACCUCCGCCCAGGGAGAGGAAAGGCAGCGCCGCCAUGACGGCGUCGGCAGCGUCUCGGUCCAAGGCGUUCGACGGAGACUCCAGCGACGAGUCGUCUCCGGAGAACUACAGGAAGGAGUACGGAGGUCUCAGUUCAGGACUCGGAGCGUUAACCUCUCGAGGACGGAGUCAGAGCAGAGAGAGUGAGAUCAGAACGCGGCUGCAGAGCGCCUCCCCUUCGGCCAGAUGGACGGAGCUGGACGACGUGAAGCGUCUCCUGCGGGGCAACGGCUCCAGCAGCACCAGCCCCACCCAGUCGCCCAACAACACCCUGCCCAUCCCCAGGAAGGCCAGCGUGGAGGCCAGGACGGAGGCCAGGACGGAGGCCAGGACGGAGGCCAGGACGGAGGCCAGGACGGAGGCCAGGACGGAGGCCAGGAUGGAGAACAGGAUGGAGAACAGGAUGGAGAACAGGAUGGAGAACAGGACGGAGGCCAGGAUGGAGAACAGGAUGGAGAACAGGACGUUGUCCGAGAGCACCGCAGACCAGUACGGCAGCGUGUGGUCCCAGGAUGUGGGCGGGGGCUACAGUUUCACCCCCAGCCCCAACAACUUCUCCAGCACCGCCGCCGGCACCGCCGCGGGGCCCCUGUACCAGUCAGGACUCCAGAACAACCUGACUCUCACUUCUACGUCGGUGAACGCCGGACUGACCGCCAGCAGCAUCGGUCCGGUUUACGGCGUCCAGAACAACCUGACCAGCACCGGUCCGGCGGGCCUGACGCCCAGCGGGACCAGCAGCCCGAUCGUUUACGGCGUCCAGAAGAACGUGUCCGGACUGGGACUGAGCUCAGCAGCAGGACGACCCAGCAGCCCGGCGGUCGGCGGCCCGGCUAGCGGCCCGGCUAGCGGCCCGGUCGGCCUCGACGGGAAGGACUUCAACUUCACGUUCACUGAGAAGGACAACGCUCUGAUCAAGAAGGAGGCGGAGCGGCUCGUCACGGCCAAAGACACCGGGAAGCAGUUCCUGACCAGCAGCUCCGCUUCCUACUCCGACGACUCUCUGAAGAGAGAGAAGCAGAAGUUUUCGUCCGUGGACGAGGGAACGGAGAUGAAAGCCUCCACCCUGAGAGUCUCCACCAAGGACAAGGCCACCUAUGCAGAGAUCCGGACGGACGAGUCGGGCCUGGGAUGCCUGUCCUGCUGCAGCUGGUGGAAGUGGCUGCUGGGUCUCCUGCUGGGCCUGCUGCUGCUGCUGGGGCUGCUGGCCGGACUCAUCGCCUUAGGUGACGAGGUCCGGCGUCUCAAGGACCGGGUCGAGGCCCUGGAGGCGCUCACCGGAACCGCGGUGGCCCGGUCCAGCCGCCUGGCGUCCUCCGGCGUCAACAUCAUCGACCCGCUGGACUCGGCCUACGCGGGCCGGGCCGGGCCCGGGGCCGGGUCCACGCUGACCCGCUCCGACAACGGGAUCAACCUGGGCGCCGCCGGGCCGCUAGGGGGCGCCGCCGGACCCGGGACCGGGCUGGACCUGCAGAGGACGGUCCAGCAGCUGGUCCGGACCGAGCUCCAGUCCGGUCCUGUGAGAGAAUCCCUGGCAUUUUCCCUGAAGGGCGAGAGAGGAGAACCCGGACCCAAAGGUGACCCCGGAUCUCUGGGACUGAAAGGUGACCUGGGCCAGCCGGGACCCCCAGGUUCUCCGGGACAGGCGGGACACCCGGGUCUGGACGGGCCCCGGGGACCCAAGGGGGGCGCAGGAGAACCCGGGUCCGAGGGGCCGGCGGGCCAGAGGGGCCGGGAGGGACCGACGGGCCCCCGAGGAGAACCGGGACCCCCCGGUCUGGGAGAGAAAGGAGACAAAGGAACUCCAGGAGAACCAGGACGACCCGGUCCUGCUGGUCUUCCUGGACCCCUGGGUCCAAAAGGUCCAGCAGGGGAGCAGGGGACGCCCGGAAACCCAGGUUCUCCGGGUCCGAAGGGCUUCACCGGAGAACCAGGUUCUCCAGGACCUAAAGGUGACCGGGGAACCGCAGGUGCAGCGGGAACUAAAGGAGACACCGGAGAGAGAGGAGCGCGCGGACCUUCAGGUGAAGCGGGACUACCUGGACCUCACGGCCCGGCGGGUCCAAAAGGAUUUAACGGACCUGCAGGUGAAGCCGGUCCAGCGGGUCUUCCUGGUGGGAGAGGCCCAGCAGGCCCAGCAGGACCAGCAGGACCAGCAGGACCAGCAGGACCUUCUGGAGACGCUGGACCUCCAGGUCUUCCAGGACUCCAGGGACCUCCAGGUGCAGCAGGAACCCCAGGACCCCCUGGUGGUAAAGGUGAACCCGGACCAGCGGGGAAAGUCGUCAGCGCCGGUUCUGGUACCGUAGCCGUCCCUGGACCUCCAGGACCGUCCGGGCCUCCUGGUCCUGCUGGACCCCCCGGUGUGUCUGGUCCCAUCGGCCCGGCCGGGAUCCCCGGACAGACAGGUCCGAAGGGAGAGAAGGGAGAGACGGGAGAGAAGGGAGAGACCGGAGAGAAGGGAAAAAGAGGGGAACAAGGAGAAACAGGGAAGCAAGGAGAAACAGGGGAGCCGGGGGAGCAAGGCCAGCGUGGAGAGCCGGGUACCAGCGUCUCAUCAGAACCGGCCACCGGACAGAACCAAGUGGCUGGACCUCCUGGACCUCCUGGACCCCCAGGACCCGCUGGAGCUCCGGGUCAGCAGGGUCGUCCUGGUGAGGGCCGGCCGGGUCCCCCGGGCCUCCGGGGUCGUCCUGGAGACGCAGGCGUUGGCGUACCUGGACCCAAGGGAGACAAGGGAGACAAGGGAGAGCCAGGAGACAUGGGAGACAAAGGACCCAAGGGAGACGUUGGAGAGCCGGGCAGCUUUGUGCCGAACUCAGGAACUUUCUUCGCGGGACCUCCGGGACCUUCUGGACCUCCGGGACCACAGGGUGCACCAGGUGACCGAGGACAACGAGGGUACCAAGGUGAACCGGGACAACCGGGUCUUCCAGGGAGUCCAGGAGAACCGGGAGAACGGGGUUAUGGUCCGCCUGGAGCUGCAGGCCCCAAGGGACCUCCAGGAGAGCAGGGAGAGCAAGGCGAGCCAGGAGUUCCUGGAACUUCAGCAAGGGACCGCGGGGGCUCCUACAUCCCUGGUCCCCCUGGACCUCCUGGACCCCCUGGUUCUGGUCGCCCUGGACCUCCUGGACCCCCUGGUUCUGCUCCCCCUGGACCCCCCGGAUCCCCUGGACCCCCUGGUUCAGACGGGUCAGGCAACUUGGCCCAUGACGUGGCCGAGAUCCUCCAGAGUGAGGACGUGAAGCGGUACCUGUCUGGACCUCCGGGGCCCCCUGGAGCCCCGGGUGCUCCUGGAGGUCCGGGUCAGGCCGGAGCGGUGGAGGACGGCCUGGUGGACACCGUCGCCAAGCGGGUCAUCGACUACAUCCAGAGUUCAGGUUCAGGUCCCGGUUCAGGUCGGGGUUCCGGUCGGGGUUCAGGUCGGGGUUCCGGCGCUCCUGCACCCGUCAACGUCAACGACGUCAUCUCCAUUCUGCAGCGGGAGGAUGUGAGGGCGUACGUUAAAGGUCCACCAGGACCCCCAGGACCCCCUGGAGCUCCAGGUCCUGGAGGUCCUGGAGCUUCAGGUCCUGGAGCUUCACGUCCUGGAGCUUCAGGUCCUGGAGCUUCAGGUCCGGACAGCAACAGCUUCGACACCCAGGAGGUCGCCCAGCGUGUCCUCGAUCUGCUGAAGGCUGGGCCCCAGGCUCUGGCGGGCCCCCCGGGGCCUCCUGGUGCUCCAGGUUCUCCUGGGAGAGAAGGUCCAGCGGGACCACCGGGGCCCCCAGGAUUUGGGAACCGCAUCAGUCCAGACCUCCAGGAUUACGUACAACGUGUCGCCCAUCGAGGAGUUCCUGGACCCCCAGGACCCCCCGGACCCCCCGGACCUGAGGGCCCCCCGGGUCGGACGGGUUCCCUGGUCCCCCCGGGUCGGACGGGGCCCCUGCUCUCCUACACCGACCACAGCAGCCGGGAGACGCUGAGGGCCGAACCCCAGGAAUACGUCAGGGAUGACGACGGUUUGACCAGGUUCAUGUUCGGACCUCCCGGCCAACCAGGUCCUCCUGGACCCCCGGGACACAAGGGAGGGCCCGGUGUGCUGGAUCCCGGUGUCAGCGUCACCGACGCCGUGGAUUUCUCCAUCGUGGCCGAAAGAGUAACCGAUUACAUCAGAGACAGAGGCGUGCUGCACGACAUCAUGAGGGAUUACAACAACCAAGUGUUCCAGGGGCCUCCGGGCCCCCCGGGGCCCCCCGGCCGAUGGUUCGGUUCCCAUGGAAACGCCACCGACCUGCUGGACUUCAUCAGAGCUCACGGCCUCCUGCAGCAGUCCGGACCCCCGGGCCCCCCCGGUGCUCCGGGUCCGGCCGGAACCAGCCGGCUGUUCGGCUCCGACACCAACAUGGCCGACAUCAUGGAGUUCAUCCGAGUUCACGGCACCGUCACCGGACCAGCCGGACCCGCCGGAGGACCAGGACCCAAGGGAGAACCGGGCCCCCCGGGGCCCAAGGGAGACAGAGGAGAUUUCCCUCCGGAGACGAUGAGGAGGAAGAGGAGGAGGAGGGACGUCUGAGGAAGAGGAGGAGGAAGAGGAGGAGGAGGAAGGACGUCUGAGGAAGAGGAGGAAGAGGAGGGAUGUCUGAGGAAGAGGAGGGAUGUCUGAGGAAGAGGAGGGACGUCUGAGGAAGA